This is a messenger RNA of Anastrepha ludens (Mexican fruit fly), 1314 nucleotides long. RefSeq lists its product as uncharacterized. The coding region runs from base 106 to 444 and encodes 112 amino acids. Lineage: Eukaryota; Metazoa; Arthropoda; Insecta; Diptera; Tephritidae. The record is from RefSeq and is a predicted model, not a curated record. The transcript has 3 exons.
CGUUGUGCGUACACAAUCGCAAUUAAAGUAAAUUAAAAUUAAAUAAGAACUGCACUACAUUUUGCUACACAGCUAAGUUAAUUUAAAACAAAACUAACCGAAAAAAUGAAAUUCUACGUGUGUGUUGUUGCUGUUUUUGCUGUUGCUUUCGCCAGCCUGUGCUUUGUGAGUGAAGCAGUGGUGGCACGCGCCCAAUACAAAAACUCAGCUUACCCCGGCAAAUGUGUCAUCUCCGAAGAUUUGAUUCUGUCACCUGGUCAAACCGGUAAGGCACCCAACAAUCCCUGCGCCAGCAUCAAGUGCCUGGACGAUGGAAAUGUCGAGUUCAGAACCUGUCCUGCUGUGGCGCCACCCAAAGGCUGCAAGCAACGCGACUUCGUCAACGCCAAACGUCCCUACCCGGAUUGCUGUGAACGCGCCUACGAUUGCACGCGUAGCUUUUAAGUGAAUAAUGCGUCGUGCGCGUAAGCGAACGACAAAGCGGAGAAAAAGGGAGAAACGAAGCGAUAUAACAACUCAGAAAUACCCAUCAGUAACCACAUAGAUACGUCGCCGCCAUUAAGCCCAUCCACACCAGCAUUAACCACUUUGUCAGCAUUAUAGCCAAUAAAAGCGUCACGAUCAUUCGACACCACCGUCAUUACCACUAUCAUCCUCAGCAUCUCGGCAUCUCAGCGGUAUCAUUUUAAUCAUCGGCAAUUACAUAGUGCCAUCAUAGCCAUUUGCUUCCUCAUUGCCGUUGUGAGGUGUGAGUCAAGCCACAAACACGCCCCGCAUUGUUCGGCGCCAGCACACUUGACACAUGCGCACACGUUCACCCGCACACACCCAUACAGCCAUACACCCAUACAUACAUACUCGUAUAUGCAUUCAGCACAUUUAAGCUCAUCUCAAAGUACAACGCAUACUAAGACGGCUGCUGGCUUCAACUGAUCUGCACUGAUCUUGUCGGCCUGCAGCCCAGCCUAGUUCAGCACCGGCUGGCUAGCGAACCAGCAUAACCCUGCCAUUCUUUUCUGGUGACUUCCAUGGCUUCCGUGUAACCGCAACGCCGUCAGUCACUUUAGUAUACCAAAUUUAUGAACUUGUGAAAAUCAUUUUACUUGUUUUUUGUUUUUUUUUUUUGGUGUUUUUGUUAACCACCUAGACUAGACUAUUAAUUACUGCCGCACUCAUAUUACACUUUUUUUGUUUUUGUUUAAUGUUCGCAUUCAUAAUUUGUUAGUUUUUAUUUUUGCGCUGUUAAGUUGUUUAAAUUUUUAUUUUACUUUUUUGGUUUUUUGUUCACAUCAUUUUUUAUGAAAUUUUUCUCAU